Molecule: messenger RNA, 2148 nt
Organism: Macadamia integrifolia
Lineage: Eukaryota; Viridiplantae; Streptophyta; Magnoliopsida; Proteales; Proteaceae
Product: probable disease resistance protein At4g14610
Exons: 2
Coding region: 394-1401 (335 amino acids)
Molecular function (GO): ADP binding
Source: RefSeq, a predicted model, not a curated record
AGAUGACCCAAGAUCUGGUUGGACUGUGGCUCCACCACGGCAGAUAGGGAGGAAUUUGAACAUCAUUUCCAUCGAGGGACAAACAACAACAGAGAAAUUGAAGGGUGAGAUCAUCGAUGCGGUGCUGGACGAUAGGUAUUUUGUUGUUGGGUUGUAUGGUAUGGGAGGUAUAGGCAAAACAACACUCCUACGACACGCCAAUGAGCACUUUAGGAUGACCCAGCACUUCGAAUCUGUGAUUUUCACCACUGUGUCAUCCACACCCAAUUUCAUAGAAAUACGAAAGCAAAUUGCUGAAGGCUUGGGCUUGAGAAAUCGCCCAGAUGACGAUGAUCUGAAAGACCAAUUGUCUCUCUUUUUGAAACAAGGAAGUAUUUGUUGAUAUUAGACGACAUGUGGGAGCCUGUUAUUGAUCUGGGUGAAAUCUGCAAUAUUCCAAGGCCAAAGAAAGAGAAUGGCUGCAAAAUAUUAAUGGCAUCUCGAUUAAUUUCAGUGGCUAUAAAAUUUGUGAUUGGGUUUGGAGCAAGAGAUUCCCUUCAAUCGAUUCCAGUGAACAAAUUACGACCAGAUGAAGCAUGGAAGGUUUUUGUUCAAAAAGUAGGUGAGCCUAUUACUUCUAAACCAGCAAUAAAACCCUUUGCCAAGGAGGUUCAUAGAAAGUGUGAUGGAUUGCCGCUAGCUAUCGUUGUUAUUGGUGGCACAAUGUCAACACGUGAAACAGAGGGUGAAUGGAAAGAUGCUUUACGUGAAUUGGAUCAGUCAGCUUCAAAUCUUGGAGGAAUAGAAGAAGAGGUAUUUUCUAGACUCAUAUUUAGUUUUGAAAAAUUGGAACCAAUUGAACAAUCACUCUUCCUUUCUUGUUGUCUAUUUCCUGAGGAUCACAACAUUAACAAAGAGAAAUUGGUUGAUUUUGCUAUUGGUGAGGAAACUCUGUUUGGGAUCCAUCAACUUGGAGAUAUGAGAAAUAAAAUAGAUGUUUUGGUUGGAAAGCUUCGAAAUUCAUCCAUGCUCGAUGAUGGUGACUACUUUGAUUCAGUUAAAUUGCACGACGUGAUGCGUGAAUUGGGUAUCUGGAUCACAUCUCUUUCUACAUCGAAUAAUUACCAUUCCAAGUUCAUUCCAAAGGCUGGUGUUGGAAUAAUUAAGGCACCCGAUGCCUCAGAAUGGUACAAAGCAUUAAGGAUUUCAUUGAUAAAUAAUUAUCGGAUAGAAUCAUUACCUCAAUUGCCAAAUCAGUGUCCACAACUUCACACAUUGCUCCUUUUAGGCAUUUCUUUUAUCAAGGACAUUCCCCAAGUGAACUUCCUCGACCACAUGCCAGCACUUCGGAUACUAGAUUUGAGCUCUUGUUUUGAGAUACUUCGGUUUUGCCAGACCUUCUACACUUCGAUGGAAAUGUGAGAUUCACGUCAUGUGAGGGUUUGACACGUGCUCCAACUAGCGGCUGUGAAGGGCUAAUUGUAUGAGGUUGUCCAGAUCUCAAGACAUUAUUGAUCGUAGAGGAAGCCGAAAGGAAUGCUUUUGAAAGCUUAUGUAGGUUGGAACUUGAUCAAGUGGAUCAGUUGCAGGCAAUAUGUACUGGGGGUUCCACAAUAUGGAUGUUUUUCUAAUUUGAAAUAUAUAAAAAUAAAGGCAUGUCCUAAUCUAAAGGUGCUUUUCACUAAUGGUGUAACAUGGCUCUUAAAAAAGUUGCAGCGUUUAUAUGUAUAUCGAUGUGCUCAACUAGUGAAGAUAGUAUCAGAUGAGGACUUGGAAUUCAUUGCAUUUCCAAGUUUGGAAGAAAUACAUUUGGAUGAGCACAGCCUGUGUUUGGAUGAGCCUGGACCAGGGAAUUUUUGUGUUAGCCCUGAGCCCAGGGCUGGCUAGUUAGUUGGUGUUCUUAGUAUUUUUUAUUUUUUUCAUCAUACUUUUCCCCUCAACAAAAAAGACUACUUACAAGUGAGGUGGUUUGUGCCACAUAUAAAUAAGAUUUUCUUCCCUAGUUUCUACCGAGUUAAAUAUCAUUUAUUCCUUUCAAACCAGAUAAUACUGUCACCAAUAGGUAACCUGUGGCUGCUGGUUUGUGAAAUAGAAUUUUUUUGUUUCUUCUUUGCUAUUCAUACUGACUGAUUCAAUUCUGUCUUAUGCAUCCUUUUUGUAAUUUGGCAA